Homalodisca vitripennis (glassy-winged sharpshooter) is the source of this 882-nucleotide messenger RNA. RefSeq lists its product as uncharacterized. The record is from RefSeq and is a predicted model, not a curated record. The transcript has a single exon. Lineage: Eukaryota; Metazoa; Arthropoda; Insecta; Hemiptera; Cicadellidae. Bases 1 to 882 code for a protein of 293 amino acids.
AUGUUCAUAAACGAUAACGGGGAGUCACUAGCCGGAAACUUUCUUCUAUUUGCCGAUGAUGUUAAGUUCUUCAAGGAGGUGACUUCAAUCCAUCAACAACAUGAGCUCCAGGAGGAUCUGCUUAGGAUAGAACAGUGGUGUGGUAGGAAUGCUAUGCAACUGAAUGCUCAUAAAUGUCAAGUAAUAUCAUUUGGAAGAUCAAAAACUUUGCUGCACUUUGACUUCUCUUUGUAUGGCUUGUUACUGGAUAGAGUGACAGUUAUAAAGGACUUGAGGUUGUACAUGACACCAUCCUUGGAUCCAGGUAUACAUAUCACCAAGACUUGUUCUAAAGCCAAUUGUGUUCUAGGGUUCAUUUCCCGAACAUCAAGAAACGCCCUAACUCCUGCAACAUUGAAGACCCUCUACGUGACUCUUGUUCGUCCCAUUGUUGAAUAUGGUUCUACUGUCUGGGCUCCCCAACAGAUUGGACAUUGCGACCAUCUAAAUAAAGUUCAGAGGCGUUUUCUGCGAUUGGUAGGAGUUAGAAGUGGCAUCCGUUAUCCUGAUAUUGAUAUACAGGUUAUUGCAAGCCAACACCAGAUCCUUUCGCUUUCAUCUAGAAGGGUGGCUCUUGACCUUAUAUUUCUAUUCAAGAUUUUCAAUAGUUUGGUUGAAUGCCCUGAGCUCCUGCGUCACAUAGACCUUCAUGUAUCUGCCGCAACCCGCCUUCUGCAGCCUUUCUCCAAGCACUCACACCAGACUGUCUACGCCUACCAGAGUGUAAUUCCACGUCUGCUGCGUUUGGGAAAUGCUGCCCACCGGUUGGAAUACUUUGGCGUAUCCAUGCUGGUGUUUCGGAGGCGGGUCUUCUCUUGGGUGUCUGAGCAUGAUGCACAUUGA